ACAAACAAAUCUUUUUCUUUUCCUCCCUUUUUAUUAUUGAAGUUACAGAAGGGAGGGGUUUUUGAUGAUGACUCAAAUAGAAUUUAGACAAUCAAGAAUGAAAGAAGGUGUCAAAGUGACACUAAAAAGAAAGGAAUCUGAUGAUGACGAAGCGAUCGACACCAAGGAACCAAAACGUUUACUCACUAAUUUACCUGUUCGUUCUCGUAUAAACACAAACCAAGAUCUCUGGAAAGGAAUGUCCAUCUUGAGACAAGACUGCAGAACGUCUGGUAUUAUACCGAAACUAGAGCCAAAUCUUAAAAGUGACGAAACCCAGUAUGCUUUUUUAUGUAGUCCUUAUACCGAUUAUAUCUCAACUGGUCUCAUGGACCUUGGUUGGGGCUGCGGAUACCGUAACUGUCAAAUGUUGAUGAGUUUCCUAGAAAGACACGAAGAAGAAGGUGAAUGUCUAUUGAAAUGUGUACCUGAUAUAUCUUCUAUACAAUUAUUGAUCGAAAAUGCUUGGAAAGAAGGAUUUGAUCCAUUGGGCGCUAAACAAUUAAAAAACCACGUAUUCAAAACCCGCAAAUGGAUUGGCACAACUGAAGUAUAUACACUCUUGGCUUAUCUCGGCAUUCGAUCUACCAUCAUUGACUUCCAUCAACCAGGCCCUGAGAGACUCCACAAGGAUAUGUUUGAUUGGAUUCAGUCUUACUUUACUACGGAAAUUGAAACAAAAAAGGGAAGAAAGGUUUACAUCACACAUCGUCCUCCGCUUUAUUUACAGCAUCAAGGUCACAGCAGAACAGUGAUUGGUAUCGAAAUACUCAAAUCAGGGAAGAGAAAUUUGAUCAUUUUCGACCCCGGAAGACGUAUGCUUAGAUCAUUCAGGAAAAGAGUGAAUUAUAAUGAAGAAUCAGACAGCAGCAGUAGUAGUAGUGAAAUAAGCAGUAGUAGUAGUAGUAGCAGUAGUAGUGAAGAAGAAGAGGAAGAGGAAGAAGAGAUUGAUAUUAUGAAUGAUCAUCAUCAGCCCAAGACAUUACGACAAAGACUGUUGACAAAAUUAAAAAAGAGCAAUAGAACCAAAUCAAAUACAUCUUCAUCAGCAUCAUCAACAUCAUCAGCAUCAAGCCUAUUUUAUCCAUUUAGAGUAGAUGAUAAAACCAUUGCCAAGCAUAGACAAUAUCAGAUAUUAGUAUUAGGACAAGUUGUAUAUCACCAAGGAAAGAUGCAUUGGGAUGAAAAGAAAGGAUAUUUAUUAAACGAAGACGAAAGAGAAGCAAUGAAAAACGUUACAAGCUUGGCUGUCAUGUAA
Messenger RNA from Rhizopus microsporus ATCC 52813, 1297 nucleotides. RefSeq names its product DUF1671-domain-containing protein. The coding region runs from base 65 to 1297 and encodes 410 amino acids. NCBI's taxonomy places the organism in Eukaryota, Fungi, Mucoromycota, Mucoromycetes, Mucorales, Rhizopodaceae. The transcript has 5 exons. The record is from RefSeq and is a predicted model, not a curated record.